GGUGCGACUGUGAGAAGCAUGGAGAUUCAUCUCAGCCGCAGAGUUUGGUCACACUUGUCAUGACUGAAGAACAGACGGAAAACUGGGAAUCAUAUUGAGCCUCAUCGGUCACAUGAGCCCCAUCGCAUUCCUGUGAAGAUCUGGUCCCAUGCUCACCUUGGGUGACACAAAUCUGAUGAAGACAGUUUAGCUCUCAAAGAUAUGGAAGGGCACGAAGAGGAGAGACUGUGUGGGAAAUGGAGGUUGGCCUGCGGUUUACACACUUAUAACUGGAGGGAUGUCUUCACAUGGCGUUUGCUGAAGACCAUCCUCAUGGGGCAGGUCUUGUCCCUGCUGAUCUGUGGCACAGCAGUGAGCUGUAAGUGCCUCAUGGAUUCCGGGGUGAAGACGCCCAUGCUGCAGAGCUUCUUCAACUACCUCCUGCUGCUCCUCGUCUAUACGACCAUCCUCUGCACGCGCAAAGGUGACAGGAACAUCUUGAAAAUCUUAAAAACCAAGUGGUGGAAGUAUUUGGUGAUGGCUCUGGCCGAUGUGGAGGCCAACUACGUUGUUGUGAAGGCCUACCAGUUCACCACCCUGACAAGUAUACAGCUGCUGGACUGCUUCGUGAUCCCGGUGCUGAUGGUCCUCUCCUGGUUCUUCCUGAAGACUCGCUACAGGCUGGUCCACUUUGUGGCCGUGGGGAUGUGCCUGCUGGGCGUAGGGGCCAUGGUGGGAGCCGACAUCCUGGCUGGAAGAGAAAAGGGAUCCACCAGUGACGUGGUGCUGGGAGAUGGCUUGGUCCUGCUCAGUGCCGCCUUCUACGCGGUGUCCAAUGUGUGCCAAGAGUACACGGUGAAGAACUUAAGCCGGAUCGAAUUCCUGGGCAUGAUGGGCCUCUUUGGGACCCUCCUCAGCGGCAUACAGCUAGCCAUCCUGGAAACUCACGCAGUGGCGGCAAUUAAAUGGGACUUUCACAUCUCCAUGCUGUUUGUGUUGUACGGCCUGUGCAUGUACGCGCUGUACAGCUUCAUGCCCGUGGUGGUGAAGAUGACCAGCGCCACGGCGGUCAACCUCUCUCUGCUCACCGCCGACCUCUUCAGCCUCUUCUGUGGCCUCUUCCUCUUCCACUACACGUUUUCAGCGCUGUACAUCAUCUCGUUCGUAGUCAUCACCGUGGGCUUCGUCAUGUUCAACGCCGUGCCCAUUUACUCCGCGUUGCCGGAGUCCGGCUCCGGUGGGGACGACCCCGCCGAGGUGUUGGCCGACCUCCCCGCCGAGAGCUCCUCGGACCGUCUACUGUCUGCGGGCAGAGCCGCUCCGAGGACCGAGACCCCGGCGGCCGAGGCCGAGGCCGUGCUGAGACCGGAGACAGAAGACGGUCUCUAAGAGCUGACCGACUGCGACACGUCUCCUCGCAAAGGAAUCUCAGUUUUGACUUUGCCAUUCUUCCAUAAUUACAUGUGUUAUUAUUAUUUCAGUUUGCAUUGACACAUUUUUCAUUCCUAUUUGUUUUCUUUUUAAAUUAAAAUAUCUUUAUGAACGGGGAUCAAACACCAUCUGAUACUACGUGUGUCCCGGAUGUCGCCGUGUUCAACACAAACAAUGCACUGCUAUUUAUUGCGCCAAAACUGAUGCGUUACAUUCUUUCUCAUUUUUGUAUCAGUAUAUUUUAUACACACGUCAGCCACCACUGUGUUAAUGUCAUUGUUUUGAAAAACAGACCCAAAGUUGUAUUCUUGUUGCCUAUGGUGCCGUUACAAUGUUCAUUUAGUAAAUACACUGUACAUCUCGAGGCUUCCUGCGCCUUGUGUCAAGCCUGUUGACAUGCAGAGGUUUCACUUUUUACAAUGAAAUAGAUUUUUGUAUUAACCUAGGUCAUCAUCAUUUUCAUUGACUUCAUACUUUAUUUGUUUCUGCUUGGUUGUUCCAUGGAGGUAAGUUUUGUUUAAUGCCUUCGGGCCGACAUUUUGUCCAAAGAAGGAAUUUCUUAAAAUUGAGCCUCAAAGAUGAACUGAUUAAAUUUGUUCGGGUCAAAGGUCACUGUGACCUUCUUAGAAUGUUUUUACCCAUAAUUAAAGAAUACAUAUGCUUAUUAUGACCAUUUUCCACAAAUGCCUAAGAGAUUAAAAUGACGAUAUGAUGAUAGGAAAAUAAAGACUUGUGUGCCUUUGCUCA
Molecule: messenger RNA, 2157 nt
Organism: Pseudoliparis swirei
Lineage: Eukaryota; Metazoa; Chordata; Actinopteri; Perciformes; Liparidae
Gene: slc35f2
Product: solute carrier family 35 member F2
Exons: 10
Coding region: 202-1368 (388 amino acids)
Biological process (GO): transmembrane transport
Cellular component (GO): membrane
Molecular function (GO): transmembrane transporter activity
Source: RefSeq, a predicted model, not a curated record